AUGGAAGAAGAAUUAGAUCCAGAUAUAAUAAAAGCCACGCAGUCUUCUUUAGGGAAAUACAUAAAACGACCGCCUCUGACAGAUAAAUUACUGAAGAAACCACCGUUUAGAUUCCUUCACGAUAUUGUAACGAGUAUAAUAAAAAAUACAGGAUUUUUUGACGGGCUAUUUGAAGAAGACGAAUUAAAAUCUGAAAAUGUGAAAGACAGAGAAAGCAAAAUAUUGUUUCUUAACAAAGUUAUAUCAGUUGUUGCUAGUACUACAGGAAAGACCUUGCUUGUUAAGCCAUCAAAAAUUGUAUCCGGACAGGAACCUGACAAAACUAAUGAGUUAUUACAAUAUAUAGCACUGGCAUUAGAUAAAAAACUGAGCUCCGACGAAGCUGUUAGGCAAUACAAGGAAACAUUAAAACAAGAUAAUAAAAGUAAAGAAACAAAAGUUGUGAAGAAAAAUCAAAUAACAAAGAAAUUAACAUCCUCACAGAGCACAGAGAAGUUGAUAAAAAAUGAGAAAAAUGAUUCAAUACUAUCAAAUAAAACAAAACAAAAAGAUCAGACAAAAAAAGAAUCUCCUCCCAAAAGAAUAUCGACACAGCCAUCAAAAACAUCAAUUAAAAUUGGUCCAAAUAAAAAUAAGCAAGAAAUUAAUAAGCAGAGUAAAAUAUCAGUAAGUAAAAAUAAUACCAAUGUUACAAACAGCUCUUCAAAUAAACAAAAUUCUUUACAUACUGAUGAUCAUACAAAGGAACCCGAAUUAGCACAGAAUGAUAAAAAUAUUGAAGUUCCAAAUGUUGAUGACUCUGUUAUUAGUAGAACUGAAAUUGAGAGUGAGAAUAAUGAAUCAAAAACUUCAAUAAACAAUGAAGAUCCAAAUAUUACAGAAGAUUUCAAAGAUAAUAAUCAAGAUGAGAAGGAAAGCAAUGUUAAGGACAAAACAAUAGCACAAAACCCAGUUGAAAUAAAUAAUAAAAAUGAUAAUAAAACUGUGAAUACUGACACAAGUAAUGAUCAUGCAAUAAAAAACGAAUCAGAUGAAUCCAAUGAUAAAAGUGAAGUUAUCAAUGUACCAAAAACUAAUGACAAAUUAAACUUUGAACAAAUAAAACCUGAAGUGAAUGUUAAGAGACCAUCGAGUGUGAGACCUUCAUCCUCAAGACCCAGCGCUCCAAGACUCAGAGACAAACAUGAAAAUGUUAUUAAUAGUAAUGAGAAUAUUAUUGUUGGUAAAGUUACUAUAAUACCAGAAAGCACAACAGAGGAGGAUGACGAUAACAGUAUAGUAAUUGUAGACAAUACUCAAGCCGCAACCGACUAUCAGAAUCAAAGUGACGAAUUGCAACAACGCGGCCAUCUUGUGCAACAAAUACUUGACGCACAGAAGGAGUUUUCACAAACGUCCGGAAAGACAGAGAUUGAAUGGCAGUUUGGCGUUCAAAAAUCAAGAGACAUAGUGAACGAGGAAAUUGAACAAUUACGAUUUAACAUCCAGGCGUUGUCGCGUGUAGCUAAUCCUUUAGGCAAGUUGUUGGAUCAUAUACAAGAAGAUGUUGAAGUAAUGAGACAGGAACUUCACCAAUGGACGAAUACCUAUGAAGAUGCUUCUAAGGAACUAUUGAAACAAAGGGCAGCCAACGAAGAAUCGCUGUUUCCGCUGCAUAAUAAAAUAAAACAAUUAGAUCUCGAUAUAGCAGAGAAGCAGGACAAAAUAAAUGAUCUCAAAAUCAUUAUACACAAAAAUGCAUUUAGAAUCGAAAAACUAUUAGCCAACGGGCAGAGGCAUUUUUUAUAA
Messenger RNA from Danaus chrysippus (African queen), 1788 nucleotides. The record is from the annotation of a GenBank genome assembly. Lineage: Eukaryota; Metazoa; Arthropoda; Insecta; Lepidoptera; Nymphalidae.